AUGCACGACAAGUCCCACGUCUUUUUGAGCGAGCGCAAGGGACGUCCGCCUGGUGCUGCAAACGAGGCGCUUGUGAAGCCCGGGAGUUGCGGCCGGCUGGUGCCGCGACUGGCAGUAUCCCAAGAGGAUGAGCGCAUCAACGCGGUCGUAGGUUGCAGCUGUUGGUGUCUGCCGGGGGGUCUGUUGAUCCCGCCGCGGCUGCCGGCGCUGGCACCGGCGGCACCAGCGCCGCCGCCGUGGUGCCUGGCCCGACGGCGUUGGCAUUCGAUCACAUUCCUCAGUCAGCGGCUGCCGCCGCCCCCAGCAGCCCUUUCGGCGCCCUGGGUGUAUUGCGGGCGAGGGCCUUACGGAGCGUGUUUCAGGGACGCCGGCAGACCGUACGGCCCGUAG
Molecule: messenger RNA, 390 nt
Organism: Volvox carteri f. nagariensis
Lineage: Eukaryota; Viridiplantae; Chlorophyta; Chlorophyceae; Chlamydomonadales; Volvocaceae
Exons: 4
Coding region: 1-390 (129 amino acids)
Source: RefSeq, a predicted model, not a curated record